Molecule: messenger RNA, 3472 nt
Organism: Klebsormidium nitens
Lineage: Eukaryota; Viridiplantae; Streptophyta; Klebsormidiophyceae; Klebsormidiales; Klebsormidiaceae
Source: the annotation of a GenBank genome assembly
GCAAGACGUGUCAAGACGUGUUCACUGUUUGCUCCAUUGCAAAAAUGGCCGCGGUGAAAGCAUCCUGACACUACCCGCCUUCAAAAGUGCGUAAAUCAUUCUCUCCUCUAAGCUAGGUACCUAGCUUGCAGUUCUUGUUGCCUUGUUGCCAAUUUGUAAAUUGUGAGGACCAGAUUGCUGUGUAACAUACUGUAGAUCAGAGAUUGGGCUUCUUUGUGAUAGUUCUUGAUUGUCUAGGAGGAGAGGGCGCCUCAGUUUUGUAAGAUCGUAGUGGAUGCCCUUGCCCAGGUGCAAGGAUUAGAGUCGACAGCCUCGAAAGCAACGGGAGGCAACCUGACACAACUGGCCACCAGUCAAAGACUGCACCUGCCCUGCAAAUCGAGUCCUCCUAGUCCAAUUUCCUGUCAAUGCUCCAUGGCGUCGGCCCAGUUGAAGCUGACGCAAUUGCGCGCUGAUGCCGCAUCUCUGGCAGUGAGCCGGACCACAAAUGUAGCCAGAGAUGCGCCGACUCCCGCCUGGAGCAGCAGCCACGCGGAUUUCAUGGGCCCCACACUGCAGCUUGUCGCGGGGCCAGGGAAGAGGAAGAGAGCACCGGCGCACAGCUGCCAGGCACUCGCGCUGCCUGAUGCCGUGACGGGGCUGGUUGCUGCAGGCGUGUCUGCCAUUGGCCUUUCCAGCGGUGCGUCGGAGUGGGCCCAGCUGCUGCGCCCCCCCGAGGCGGUGCUGGCCCCCCUGGCCUCUCUGGACGACCCGGCGCAAUGGCGGACACUGGCUGCGGCCGCACUCACUCUCUGGUACAUCACUGCCAAGCCGGGGCCGAUCCAGGGCGUGCUCGACAUCAUGUGGGCGCCCGUCGCAGAAAUGAAUGCAACGUCGUUUGACCCUGCGUGCAUCACCAUCGGCAAGCAGCUGGGGGAGGGCUCUUUUGGCGUGGUAUUUGAGGGGUGGGUGGCCGGCCCGCGCGGGCGCACACGCGUGGUGCUCAAGAAGGUGAAGGCCAAGGUGUCGGGUGCCGACGAGAUGCGCACCAGCGAGCUCUACUUCAACAAGCGCCUCCAACGCUCAGCACGCGGCAGCUGUGCUGACUUUCUUGGGACCUGCCAGGUGGACAGGGCCAUGCAGAAGGGCAAGCUGGUAGAGGGCACGUGGCUCAUAUGGCGCUACCAGGGGUCGGCCAACCUGGAGUCGUUCCUGCGGCGCCGCGACUUCCCGGCUGCGCUGGCGGGGGACCUGCUCGGGGAGCGCGGGGUGACCGUGCGGUCCACCAAGGAGGACACGCUGCAGCGCGACUGCGCCGUCGUGCAGGCCGUGUGCCGGCACGUCCUGGAGAACCUGCGUGCCGUGCACGCAACAGGCGUGGUGCACCGCGACGUGAAGCCCCUGAACCUGGUGCUGGACCAGGAGACGCUGCGCUUCACGCUGGUCGACCUGGGGGCCUGCGUGGACCUGCGGACCGGGUACAACUACGUGCCGGACGAGACGAUCAUGGACCCGAUCUACUGCGCGCCGGAGCAGUACAUUCUGCCCAUCAACAUGCCGGACGCGCCCCCCGGCCCCCUCAUGUCGCUGCUGGCGCCGCUGCUGUUCCUGGCGCACACGCCCGACAAGUUCGACCUCUUCUCCACGGGGCUCGUGCUCAUGCAGCUCGCGGUGCCCACGCUGCGCUACGACAGGAACCUCGCGCAGUUCAACGUGCAGCUGGCGGCGUCCGGGUAUGACCUGGACAAGUGGCGCCGCUCCAAACUCAACUUCGCUCAGGCGGAGCUCGAAAUCCUGGACGCCAACGGCGGGGCUGGUUGGGACCUGGCCCGCUCCUUGCUCCGGCCCCGCGACGGCCUCUGGUGCCCGCGCCCGACCGCCCGGCAGGCGCUGCGCCACCGCUUCCUGACGCAGUCCUUACGCUGGGCCACCGAGCCAGUCCCGCAGCCCACCAAGAGCGGCAAGAAAAAGGCCGCCUCGAGCAGCGGCAAGAAGGCGCGCGAGCCCGUGCUCGCGCCCGCCCUCUCCUUUGGGUGGGCCCUCGGGGGGCGGCCAUCCGCUGAGGCGCCCGCUGAGGCCGCCAGCUCGAGCCGGGGCGGGGGCAGCCUGCCGUUCCUGAACCGCAGCCGGUCGGGCCCGAAGCUGGCGGACGCGGGGGCCAAGUUCGACCGCAAGGUGAAGCUGAAGGCGACCGUCGUGGCGGGGCGCGCGCCGCAGUCCGCCGUCGCGUGGAGCGCGCUGCUGCCGCUGAGCACGCCCUUCAACGCCCCCGCACAGCCCGCUGCAGAAGCGCCCCGCGCGCUGGCCGAGCCGCUCCGCGGGCUGAAGCGCCUCGUGGGGCUGGACGCGGGCGCGCUGCCCGUGCCGCCCGCUCGGGAGGCCGUCCCGCCCGAGUUUCCGCACGUGGCGGCACUCGCGCAGCUGCUGCGGGCCGCCCACCUGCACCAGCAUGUGCCGGUGGGGCUGCAGCCGCUGGCCCGGCCCCAGGGGGGAAAAGCCCGCAGUGCCAACGCGCAGCCGCAACGGGAACCGCAACGGCCGCGCAAGCUGGAGCUAUCACCUGCAGCGCAGACGACCCUCCGGCGGGUGGCGCAGAUUGGUGUGCCGCUCGCGGCGGCGAGUGUGAUCGUAGCGGCCAGCGGGUCCAUGGCGGUGCUGGCGGUGAAGACGUCCGUAGAGACUGGGUACAGCAUGGGCCAGGGCCUCGCGCAGACGCUCGGCUCGGCCGCCCUGCUGUCUGCCAUCUACCACUACGUUCUCAGGCCCGGCCUCCCUGCCGGCACUCUGCCGCCCGCGUAUACCACGUGGCUCGUCCCCCCGAGCAGCGCGAGCCAGGGCGAGCAGGCCAGCCCCGGCAACGCUGGUGAAGGGGUGAGCGGCGCGGUGCGCGAGAUGGAGGCGCAGCUGGCGUCGCUGGAGGCGACCAUCCAGGGCGGGCACGACUUCAACGUGGCGCAGAAGCAGCUGCUCGCGCGCGUCGAGGCGCUCCUGCUCGAGUCCACGCUGCAGCCGCCCGCGGGGCAAGCGCAGGUGCCGUAACUAACACGGCAUGCCGGGCGGGCCGGGCUUAGCGGAGGCACGGAGCGCAGCGCUCUUUGUUAGAAGGAACGAGUACAUUUGUAGGAGCCGGACGAGAAUAGUUGUUUGACCUAGACAUGGUAGUAUUAUCAAUGUGCAUUGCGGCCCUCGUCUUUGAAUGUCCUAGCAACAUGCAUCUGUUAAGGCUCACACAGGCUAGGGGGUCUUUAAAUAAUUGGCUUGAGUACUCUCAAAGUACGUCGUGGCUAGUGGCCAACAUUCGGAUCAGUAGUUUAAGAUAGAGGAUAGGGCGUUGAUUGUUACCUCGUCCCAUUGACGAGCAACCCGGGGUGCCUCCACAAGCAAAUCUCCCCGCUCCAUGCUUCUAGCUCGACUUACCAGCGAUCAGCUACUCAACCGUUGGUAGCACAUUGUUGCGGCAUAGCUUACAGCAUUUUCCAAGCAAGCUGCCAGA